AUGCAUCCACUCAUAGUAACGGCAGAGCCCCCAAUCCCCAAAGAAAAGAUCCUGGCACAUCUUACAUCUCCGAAAACAGCUAAAAAGGCAGAUGCCCUGCGCACCAUGAUAACCCUUUUAUCACAGAACGCCGACCUUUCAGAAUACACCACGACAGCAAUACGUGAGGUAUGCCAGUGCGGUGACACGCAACUCAAAAAGAUAUUCUAUCUGUUCCUUGAGAUGAUUCCAAAGUGUGACAAGGAUGGCAACAUGUUGGCCGAGAUACUGCUGAUUGCCAAUCAGGUGCGCAAGGACUUGGAACACCCCAACGAGUAUGUGCGUGGCAGAGUGCUGCAUUUUAUGUGUACGUUGAUGUAUGGCGAUAUAAUUGAACUCAUGUUCGGGCCCAUCGUGCACAACCUGGAGCACUUGCAUUAUUACGUGCGUAGGAAUGCGUUGCUGUGCGUAACGAAGAUUUACGAGCAUUUUGGUGCGAGCUUUCCGGAUAUUCCUGAUCGUAUCAGACGGUGCAUGGCGAAGGAGACCAACCCGUACUGUUUGAGACAGUGUUAUGCAUCGCUGAGAGUGUUUGAGAAGGUGACAAGCACUUAUCUGGAGAAGGGCGCGCUGGUGAACGAAAUCGUGCACAUGCCCUUUAAGAAUGUGCCUGAGGAGCUGCUCAGCGUUGUGCUGUGCGAUGCACCUACCGAGGAGUUGCUGUGGAUGUGUAUCAACAGCAACAAGUGCAGGUUUCAGUGUGCGCUGCUGCUCAUGCGCCAUAAAAACUCAGAGGAUCGUGCAGUGCGCAUUAUCUUGGAGAUCAUCCGCUCGGAGCCUUCGCUGAAAGAAAUCGGGCUGCAGUGCAUCAAGGACGUGUACUACACACGCAUACAGGUGAACGAGCUGCUCACGCUGCUCGACAGCAAUGUGAUGCAUAUCGUGUUUGAGCUGGUGUACCGCGUGGCAGACAUGGCCGACUACCCCGUCAUUUCUGAGUUCAUACUCGGCAUGAUCAAGCAAUCGCACGGUGACACGCCCUUCCUCAUCUUUCUGAUCGAGCAGGCGAUUUUUAUCCGCAAGAAUUUUAACGUGCACAACGCCGAACUCAACAGAACGGUUCAGCAGUUCGUGCUCGGUGAUCCUGAGGCAGCAUACGCAGCGAUUAACCUGCUCGAAAGUGACACGCAUUCUCAUCGAUACCUGCUCAGCGUGUUGCACCGUAUAAAGUACGGCCGGAUAUUCAGACGGGUUGUGAGCGCAGUAGCAUCGAACAACGGACUUGCACAUGAGUUCCUGGGAAAGAUCGAUGAGAUGGUCGCCGGUAAUGCGCUCUCAUCGACCGUAUACUUCGGCGUAGCGUGUGCACUUGCACUCUACAAGUUUUUCCGAGAGAGGGCCCUGGACAAGAGGGUUGUAGCAGAUAAGGUGCUUGAAUUGAUCAAGCGGGGAAGGAAGGAGGAGUGUUUUGAUUUCAGCAGUUAUGAAAUCAUGGCGGGCGUUCUCGGUGAUGUACUAAGCGAUAACGGUAAGGAUGAGAAUGCUGGUCGUGCCAGUAGCACGGACAAGGGCAAGGAACGUGCUGAUAACGGCGCGAACAACAACACCGGUCACCACGUAUUAAAAACAGCGAGCAAGCAGAACGUAAACGUGAUCAGAACCACGAACAAGGACGUGCUCGAUGUGCUCACCUUUAAGUUCCUCAAAACAAAACGGGCCGAUGAUACGGACGAACAAAUCAAAGCGUUUCUGUGCCCUAAGAGUGCGGACAGAGAGGAAAAUUCGUGUCAAAUGACGGGCUACUCCGAUCAUUUGUACAUAGAGGCUGCGUUCCGUGUGAGCAGACUGUGCGUGAACAUCGAUUUGCUGGUGGUGAACCAGACCAACAAGGUGAUACAAAACAUUCUGUUCGAUUUUACGACGAGCUGUAACAUUACUCAUAAUUUCACGUGCCUGCCCCUGAGCCUUGGUGCACGCAGCAUCAUCAAAAUGCCGUUCUCGUUCACCAUUAAGGAGGUGUUUAACGGGUUCAUCACAGGAUGCGUGUCGUACACCGUAAAAAAUGUUGGUCAUGUGCUCAACAUGAGCACGCUUAGUUUCAGGGUGAACGAUUUCUUGCAGAGCAGAGUGCUUGAGAAUGAGGAGUUCAAGACACAGUGGCUCGUGCUUGAAUGGGAGAAUACGUAUACGAGCCGGUUCAGGUGCAUGCAUCACGUAGAGCACAUCUUCCGUGCGAUUGCCGAGUGUGUAAAGGCGUAUGUUGUUGACGUAAGAACGGACAGGAGCACCUUCCUGGUUGCCAACCUGGUGUGCACCACAUUUCUUGGUGAGGAUGUUCUGAUCAAUCUGAAGAUCAGGCGCGAUGAGAUGGUCUACCUCGAUUGUAGGAUGAGAAGCACCGAGGAGGCCCUUGUAAAGAGUCUUAGCGUUGUGUUUAGUGAACUGCUGCGCCGUAUGAAGGAGUGAGUAUCAAUAAACGGUUGUUUUAGGUC
Molecule: messenger RNA, 2471 nt
Organism: Vavraia culicis subsp. floridensis
Lineage: Eukaryota; Fungi; Microsporidia; Pleistophoridae
Exons: 1
Coding region: 1-2445 (814 amino acids)
Biological process (GO): endoplasmic reticulum to Golgi vesicle-mediated transport; intracellular protein transport; intra-Golgi vesicle-mediated transport
Cellular component (GO): cytoplasm; COPI vesicle coat
Molecular function (GO): structural molecule activity
Source: RefSeq, a predicted model, not a curated record